Ambispora gerdemannii is the source of this 318-nucleotide messenger RNA. NCBI's taxonomy places the organism in Eukaryota, Fungi, Glomeromycota, Glomeromycetes, Archaeosporales, Ambisporaceae. The record is from the annotation of a GenBank genome assembly.
AUGAUUCAUAAAACUGUUACAGUUGCCGAAAGACAAAAUUUCCCAACAAUACUGCCAACAGUAUUCCCCAUAAUUAUUGGAAUUAAAUCAAGAUUAUGCAAACAUACUCCUCUAAUUCCUUUCCGACAAAUUAUUAUUUUAAGGGAGGGAGAAGUAGAACCGAUGAAAGAACUAAUACAAUUUAAUAAUUUCAAAAAAGAACUUGAUGGUGAAUAUAGUCUUCUAAGUAAAUAUACUCCUUUUUUACGUUCUUCCAAACCCCCUUCCGAAAACCCUCCUGAUAUCCCUCUUGAAAUCUUUCCAAAUAUGCAAUUUUGA